AUUAAUUUCCGUUGCUCGUUCGUGCGCUCUCAACGUGAAGAAGGGGCAGUUUCCGGGCGGCACUUGAAGGCGGCAGCAGCGUUUGCUGAACGCGUGCUGAGCGGACCUGACUACAACAAGCGAGUGUGCGCAGGCACGUCCGGCUGGUUUGAAUUGAAGUUUACUUCAGUGUAAAAACUGGCCGUAACAUCCAGUCAUUGGGUUUGUCCAAAGCACUGGAUUAAAUGGAGCUGGAGGACCAAUGGUGGAUAGGACAACUGGCCACAGACAUAUACCAGGCGCUGCGGUACAAAGAGCUCAAGUUGCCGUCCUACAAGGGCCAGUCCCCUCAGCUGAAUUUGAGGCGAUACUAUGCGGACCUCAUAGCCGUCAUCAGCAACCACUUCAGGCUGUGUCCCACGGCCAGACACCUGGGCGUCUACUUGCUGGACCUCUUCAUGGACCGCUAUGAUGUCACGGAGCCGCAGCUUGCCGUUGUCUCGCUCUCGUGUCUCCUGUUGGCCAGUAAGUUUGAGGAAAGGGAAGACCGGGUGCCAAAGCUGGAGUUGUUGAACAGCCUGGGCUGCAUCAGCUCCAUGAACCUGGUCCUGACCAAGCAGGGUUUACUGCACAUGGAGCUGCUCCUGCUCGAAACCUUCCAGUGGAACCUGUACCUGCCCACAGCCGCUCAUUUCAUAGAAUACUGCCUGUCUAUUGCCAUCCACGAGGGAGACCUCCAUGAUGGCUGGCCUUUGACCUGCCUGGAGAAGUCUCGAUUAUACAUAGCCAAGUAUGCUGAUUAUUUCCUGGAAGUUUCCUUGCAAGAUCAUGUGUUUUUGUGUUUUGCCCCCUCUCUAUUGGCCGCCGCGUGUGUGGCCGCCUCCCGCCUCGUCCUGCACCUGUCCCCGACAUGGCCACCACAACUGCAGCGCCUCACAGGCUACACAUGGGAGAACCUGGUCCCAUGUGCCGAGAAACUACUCAUUGCACAUGACAGUGACGUCAGAGAGGCCAACAAGCAGAAGUGCCAGCAGCAGCAGAUGGUGUACCACAGUUCAGGCCAGACAGCCACUGUGGCCCAGUACCUGCACCGGCCAAGCAUGCAGUAUCAGCAGGCGAACCACAGGCCUGCCUCCUACCUCAGCCACUCCACCACCGGCCUGCAGGCUCCGAACGGCCCCCAGCACGGCAACACCCAGGCCAUCACUGCCUCGCUGGAUCCAAAGUCCAACAUUGGCAACAGGGCUUACCAAGUCAGCAUGCACUACACCUGCGCUGCUCCGUGCUUUGACAGAUGAUGGAUCUCAAGGAUUUAGGCUUUUUUUUUGAGGAGGAAGAGAAAUGAGGUGGUGAUCUGUUUCUCUUCAACAGAAAGGAAUACACUCGACGGGGGGAUAAACGCGUGUUUUUAAUUUGAAGAGACUUGAUGUGAUUGAUGCAGCACUUUAAACCAUAAGGUGUACGCAAUGUGCAAUAUGCAUUCUCUGCUGUAAUUUUCUGUGGAGAGCUUGCGUGAGGAUUUUUUUUUUCUUUUAUUUUUCAAGACAUUUGAGACAUCUGGAAUGAAUGCCGUUGCGAGGUUACUGGAGGCAGAGUUUGCACCACUGUACUGACUAGUGUUACUGUAUAAUUUAGCUACAGACCAAAAGUCUUGUAUUUAAUUAAGCCAAAGUACCUCAGAAGUAUUGAAUGUAUUUUCCCUGUGCCUGUAGUAUUUAGGGUCAUUACUAUAUAGUUAAAAGGACAGAAACCAAAGGGAUUUACGUCGGUGCCUUGAAAUUUGUUUUUGUUUUCACGAGUGUCAUUUGUGUAAGUAGGAAAGAAUAUACUCCUCUAGAUGUCACAAUUUAUUUGCAGAGAAAAUUGUUGCUCUUCUGUACACAGAGGAUUUCAGUCAGUGCUGUGCACUACUAUGAUGAUAGUUUUAAAUAAAAUACAAAACUGUGUUUGUUGAACUGAGAUUAUUGUCCCUGUUGGU
This is a messenger RNA of Scophthalmus maximus (turbot), 1957 nucleotides long. RefSeq names its product cyclin J (gene ccnj). Gene Ontology annotation, biological process: mitotic cell cycle phase transition; regulation of cyclin-dependent protein serine/threonine kinase activity. Gene Ontology annotation, cellular component: cyclin-dependent protein kinase holoenzyme complex; nucleus; cytoplasm. Lineage: Eukaryota; Metazoa; Chordata; Actinopteri; Pleuronectiformes; Scophthalmidae. The coding region runs from base 225 to 1277 and encodes 350 amino acids. The record is from RefSeq and is a predicted model, not a curated record. Gene Ontology annotation, molecular function: cyclin-dependent protein serine/threonine kinase regulator activity. The transcript has 6 exons.